AUGGCCGAAACAGACUUCUCAGACUACACAACUUUUAAGCAGCAGGAGAAUCUGCCUUACGAUGGGGACUUCUCCCAAAGGAAGAGAUACAGCAAUUACAGUUUAAUCUCAAAGAAUGAUGGUCUUGGUAUUUCAAAUCAAAUGAUUUUAACAGCAGAGGACUAUCAAGAAAAAGCUGUGCCCAAAGAGAUUUGCAGCAAUGCUGGCAUGAUCAGGACUGUGGAUAAAAGGACUGAAAAUGGUAUAGACCAAAAACCUGAUAGAGAGAAACAGCACACCACAAAUCUCCACACCCCAAGAAACAAAGGAGGUUCUUCAAAGUCAAACAUUUCCGAUGUUUUACUCCAUCAUCUUUCCAAAGAGGAAUUCUUGAAGGGCAAUGGCAUUAAUGGUGAAACCCUCCCGGAGAUGUCUAACGCUGACAGUUUUGAUGAUACUACCACUAAAAACAUUAUUUUGCAACAUGUCGGGAAUGACUGGCCCAAAGGACAAACUCGAGAGCUCACUGACCAGCUAAGUCCCGAAAAGGAUAAAGAAAGCACUGAUAAACCUUGCGGGUAUCCAACUGCGACGGAAAAAAAUACUUGUAAGUUAGAAGGGCCCAUGGAGAUCGGUGAGAGCAGUCAUCAAGAAAAUCCACAUUUUCUAGCUAAAAUCAAGAGUUUAAGUGACAAACAAAAGCGGGGCCAAGAACAGGCACUCCAGAAACGGUAUACUGAGAAAGCAAAUUUCAAAUGUGGCCAAGACCAAGUUCACUGCCAGUUCUCUGGUUUCUCCAAGGCUGCUCCCAGAGUGAGCGUCCCUAAAAAUAAGAUAAUUGAUAGACCACUUACACUAGAUAAACAAACCAGCUCUUCUCCUAAACUGAGAGAUAAGUCAGCUAUUGUACAAGAUAUGCUAGAAGGUCUGUCCAGGUCAAAUUUUGUUGAAAAACAAGAGCAGAAAAGGAAAACUACUGAACUGGUACAGCAGACUCAGAUGGGGCCGACGACACACAUCCAUCAAGGACAUGUUACAGGAAUAGAAGCGGAAACAAGUGUCUUUAAGUUGUCCUCAACCUCUCAAAAAGACUUUUCAAGUUCUUCUUACAUCUUUCAAAAGUUAACCCGAGGGAACCAGAUGUGUCAGCUGCUUAAAGGACAGACAGAUCAACUGAAGAGUAAAGUACAAGAAUUUGCCAAAAGCAUAGCACAGGAAUCUCCUUAUUGUGUGCAAGACAAGAGGCUGGUCCUGGAGAAACUUCAGGGACACCUUGAAUUUCUGGAACAGGAGUUUCUGGCCACAAAGGAGAUGCACCUGACUUCACAACAGCAAGUCUACAAGCAUGACUCCCCAGCUCUCAGUGACUUUGAUCCAGAAAGAAAAGUGGAAGGUGAAAUCUUCAAGUUGGAGAUGCUCCUUGGAGAUGUUAAAGAGAAAAUCGAGAAAGGCAAAUGUCCUUCAGCUCCCUCCCUUCCCGUGAGUUCUCCCAUCAUCCCAGAUGACCUGGCAUCCUCUCCACCCUCAGAUGAGGAGGACCCCAACAACGCCUCCCGAAGGCAGGACCGUGCAGAGACCACCAGUCCAUGCUGUGCCUUCUGCCAUCGGGUCCUUGAAUGGCAGCAAAGAACAGAGGGAAAAGGCCACGGAAGCAGUGACUGUGGAAGGGCUCCCAUUGCCACUCAGCAGAGGGCACUGCGCCCAGACUCCAUGCUCAGUUCCGACAUGGGUCACGGCUGCCCUUCUGCUUCUGGCCUUGGGCUGCAGAGCAACAGGCGUGAAGGCUGUGGCAUGAGGGUUCCUCAUCCUGGGACAGUCUGCAGCAGAGAACCACCACACAAAUUUCUUUAUAGGUAUGACACUCCAGAACACAAUUAUUUACAUCACAGCGAAAGAUGUGCCUUUGUCCAGCUCUGCUUUUUAAAUGAAAAUAAAAACUCUUCACCCUCUUAUUCAAAACCAAAGUGCAUCUGUUCCCAGAGAGCCAAAUCAAAAUCCUCUCAAGAGGAGUAUGAGCCCAUACCAGGAAAAAAAAAUCUUAAGGCUUUCAUGACCUAUGGUUCAGAUCUCGCUGCAUCUUCACCCCAUUCCCACUCGGGCAAGAUUUUUGGAGGCAAAUCAUUAUGCAACGUUAGCAGUACUGAAGAAAUGGAAACUGAGAUUUUAAACACAUCUUUGGAUCAUGCCCUAAGGACUGCAAUCACUUUGAAAGAAACUACUGAUCAAAUGAUUAAAACAAUUGCAGAAGAUCUUGCCAAAGUACAGAGCUGGAGGAAUCGACUAAAUACCAGAUCGACAUAA
Messenger RNA from Condylura cristata (star-nosed mole), 2280 nucleotides. It is a transcript of the gene AKNAD1, whose product is annotated as AKNA domain containing 1. The transcript is spliced from 13 exons. Bases 1 to 2280 code for a protein of 759 amino acids. NCBI's taxonomy places the organism in Eukaryota, Metazoa, Chordata, Mammalia, Eulipotyphla, Talpidae. The record is from RefSeq and is a predicted model, not a curated record.